Messenger RNA from Megachile rotundata (alfalfa leafcutting bee), 2977 nucleotides. It is a transcript of the gene Iru, whose product is annotated as E3 ubiquitin-protein ligase Iruka. The record is from RefSeq and is a predicted model, not a curated record. Gene Ontology annotation, cellular component: nucleus. Gene Ontology annotation, molecular function: ubiquitin protein ligase activity. Lineage: Eukaryota; Metazoa; Arthropoda; Insecta; Hymenoptera; Megachilidae. Gene Ontology annotation, biological process: ubiquitin-dependent protein catabolic process.
GCACGCCGCACGCGUAUGCGCUUGUUAACCUAACCUAUAGAACGUAUCUUUUUGGGGAGAUAUAUUUGGAGUUUGCGAACGAUACGCGCACGUUUUACGAUCGAUAAGUAAUCGGUUUCGUAGAUUCAAUAUUUUUCGUACUACGAAAAAUAAUAAACGUUGAAGUUGGAUGUGAACAAGUGUUACUCGCUUAUAUCGCUUUAAAGUUGAUAAUUCAAAGUUCUUUAUUUGGAAGACCUUACAUACAUACUUCGAAUGGAAGUAUGUACAAAAAUAAAAUCACAAAGGUAAUGUAUGAUUGAUUGCUGUGAAACAAAAUCAAAGUACAUACAUAUUAAUAAAAGGAAAAUAUGGAAAAAUGAGAUUAAAAUUAAAGACCGUAACCUCUUCUAACUAAAUGCAACGAUGAUACAUUGAUACGCAAUCGCUAAUAUAAUCGGACGCCAUCUCGUGCUAUGCAAAGGUAUCAACUAAAAUCAGUAGUUUUCCAGUUCUGAUUCGGCAUUCGCUUAAAACGCAAUCAACUAGACCAAGAAUUGUGACGGAUUACGAUCCAUUACGGCAGUCAGAAAUAAGUAAGAGGAGCAAAGAGGACACGUAAAAGAUGGCGGAUGCCGUUGUAGACGGGACUCCAAUGUCCCGAUUUUUUUGUCAUAAAUGCAGUAUUGAAAUUGAACGCUUAUUACCUGAUUAUACGUGUCCAAGAUGUGCCAGUGGCUUUAUCGAAGAAUUAGAAAGUAGUAGCAAUGACAGUGGUUCUGGAAUAGAUAUUAGUAGUGAAGACUUAAGUGACAUCAAUGAUGAUCCGCCAUAUGAUUUCUCACAAGGUUAUGAUGCAGAGCGUGAUUUCAUAGAGAUGGUAUUAGGGAUUUCAAAUCGAGGACAAAGAUCUACUACUUCAAACAGGAAUACUGGUCCUACUAGUAGGAGAACAUGGGUUCAUUGGCCACGUAACGUUCAUGACAGACGUCGUUCAAACAGUUUUGGAAGACAAGAACCUGUGUCUGUAGAGAACUUCAUACAAGAAUUUAUACUUAAUCUCUCAGGAGUAGGUGUAGCUCAAACUGUAACGCAACCUGGACAGCUACCUGUAUUCAAUAUUAGACUGUUCUUGGGAAAUCCCGGAGAUUAUGUUUGGGGUCAGGAUGGUUUGGAUGCAAUCGUAACGCAGUUGUUAAACCAGCUGGAUGGAACAGGACCACCCCCUUUACCACGAAAGCAAAUAGAUGAAAUACCAACAACAACGGUGACUCAGUCUCAUGUCGACAGCAAACUUCAGUGUUCUGUCUGUUGGGAGGACUUUAAAUUAUCUGAAUCAGUGAAACAACUAUCGUGUCAACAUUUAUAUCAUGGUCCAUGCAUUAUACCAUGGUUAGAAUUGCAUGGUACUUGCCCUAUUUGUAGGCAGAAUUUGGGAGACCAAAAUUCGGGGGAAGUUAAUCAAGAUACUGUAGGACCUAGCUUAGCGGCUCUUUUUAGGGCAGCCAAUGUAUCAAACAGUACUAGAACAUCGUCGACAUCAUCUUCGGGUGGAAAUAACUCCAGUAGUAAUUCAACGAGUGAGAUUUGAGAUUGAUUGUCCUGCAUUUACACUUUCUCUACUUAGCAGGAUACACAAAUAUACAAACAAUAUACAUUUAUUUUUCACAUCUUCAGAUUUAUUUUUCGGCACUGUUCACUCGAGCAAGGCUUAUAUACUUCGUAAAUAUUGUAUUCCGAUGCUAACAUAAAUUUCAGCUUUAUAUUUUAAUCAACAAUGUAAUGUAAAUCAUAAAAAAUAAUGCAAUAUCAAAGUUAAACAUGCAUAUUUUGCUUCACGUGAAUGAUAAUGAAGUACAGUCAUAACAAGUCGAAAAAAAACAUACGUAUUUGGAGUUGAAGUAAUCCUUGUUGCUAUAUAUAUACGCUGUCUCAUAGUUUCUAAAAAAGCGCAGUUUAUUAAGUUUCUUAAACAAAUGUGUCUAAAAUUAAAAAAAAAAAUGUACGUUUCUUUAUAAAAGUUUAAAUUUUGAUGUUUAAUAAAUUUAAUGUAGCAGAAUAAUAUUUACAAAAGAAAAGAUUGUAAUAUAACGCAAAGAGUGUAUUGCAUAGACAAAUAACGCUACAAACGUUAAUAAUUUUAAGUAAGAGGUUUGUAAAUCUCCUCACCAAUUAUGUGUGAUAAAUUAAACAGUUUUUCUUAAUACUAUUUGACUAUAUCAUAUAUUUUUUCAAGUUUCAGCAUUAUUCAAAAUCGAGUCUUAAUUAGAAUCAUUAGUAUUCUUUUGUCAAUUAUCGAUAAAUCUUAUUUUCAAUGUUAUCAUGUAUGAAUGAAUAUUAAUUUCAAUAACGAAAAAUAUGUAAAAUGAAAGAGUACUAAAAAUAUGAAACAUUUGUAUCAUCGUUUGAAAUGAUAUUUUAUAUUUAUUUAAAUGUAAUCGUACAUUAUUUUACACUAAAUAUGAUUAAUAUCAUUGUUCAUUAUCUGGGUUCAUAAAGUGAUGUAGAGAUACAUACAUCGUUUAAAAAGGGAUCGUGAUAUAGAAUGAAAACGACUCCAUUUUUAAAUUAUUAUAAACAUAGUAUGUACAAAUACAAAUUCUUUUGUUUCGUAAGUCACAGUUAGUAAUAAAUUUAAACAUCCUAAUAGGUAUAUACAUAUAUAUAAUUAUAGUAGAGAACGUGAAUAAGAGAUGAUUACAUGCUAUAUGUUUAUAGUUUCCAAUGUAUUGGUAUUAUGUUACCGAAGUUGCUAUUUACAAUACUAAUAGAGGACACUUCCUUAAUUUGCCAUAUUAUAUCAAACAUGAUAAGAUGUAAUAUUAUAAUUUUAAGUUAAUAAAAUUUAAUUUAUUUUCAAUUAGCUAUACUGAAUUGGGAAGGAUGAGAUUGUAAUCAAAGGAGUUGGAAUAUCAGUUCUUAUAUGAGCAUGUAUCAUUUACUUAUCAGAAAAUUGUAAACAAUUUUAAAAAUGAAUAAAUGGUUUUUGUUUAGAAGA